This is a messenger RNA of Dovyalis caffra, 159 nucleotides long. NCBI's taxonomy places the organism in Eukaryota, Viridiplantae, Streptophyta, Magnoliopsida, Malpighiales, Salicaceae. The record is from the annotation of a GenBank genome assembly.
AUGGAUGGCUAUCAAGAGCAUGGUUCUUCCAUUAAAGCCCUAGCCAAGAUGGUAGCGGCAAUGAAGCAACAUGGGAAAUUUCCACAGAUGUGCGAGAAUCAUUUUACUCUCAUUGUUAUUGCUUCCAAAUUAUCUCGCUCUGAAAGGUUUCCUGAGUAA